UUCUCGUGUGUAAACAUUGUCGCUCAACCUCCCCACAUGUUCCUUAUACAGGAUGGAGGUUUGUCAAGCUAUUUAUAAGAAACUCGACGCGCAUUAUGUGGAGAAGGACUUAGAUAUCAUAAUUGAAGCAGCACAAAACCAUGGAGUGUACGAACAUGAGAAUCCCAAGGUUUUGGAAACUCAUGCCAAGGAGAUUAGCAAUUUGCUUCAUCAAAAAACAACCAGGCGAAAUGCAAUUAAAUUCUUGGUGCCAUUGAUCCAGCAGUGUCCAAAAGAUAUAUUGACAGCACAGGGACAAACAUGGCUUCAGUUCUGCAGCAUGAUUAUAAGUGCACCCUCUGGAGCCAAGGCAAAACGCACUGCUUGCUAUGCCAUCCUUCUCCUUCUUGAGAGAAUGCCAAAACUACCAGAGCUUCAGCGGAAGUUGGUAUCACAAUCUGCUGCUCCACUGGUCACAUCUCUCGCAGGAGCAGUUUCCUAUUGGAGUCCAGCCGCUCUCAAGUGUUUACAAGAGUACAUGAAGGUGUUCCCACAACAAUGCUUACCUCAUAAGGCAGCCCUAGAGGAAUUACUGCUGAAGAAACUGGACUCUGCCCUCACUUGCAAUGGUCAAAAGUCAGAAGUGACAUAUGCAGGUCAGGCCUUUGCGACAUUACCACUAGCUGGUAUGGGAGGCAAAGGAACCAGCAGCCGUUCAGAGGCGAGGGGGCGGCAGCUAACUCAGCUCAUUUGCUUGUCACAUCACCUGAUGGACUAUCUUUUUGAGGGCAUUGUUGAGAAAGAGUCCUAUAACCACCCCAGAGAAUACACAUUCAAGCUGAAUCCCCUGCAGCCCGUGGGUUAUUACGAUAAAAACCCACUCUACACACACAUGCUGGCCAUCACCAGAUUAAUGAACACAUUGAAGUUCAUCUCAGAAAUGGUCUCCUGCGAAAAUAAUGAUGCCAUAAUGAUAAAAAUGAGCGAUUUGCUGGGCCCAGUCUUUAGGAUGUUACAGAUGGAGACGUCUGUUUUAAAAUCCUACGAGAGCUACGAGCAUAAAUUACUAGCUUUCUUUAUGCCAGCACUUCAUCAGCAAUGUUUGUUGAUGCUAAGAGAUUUCCUGAUCAGCAUGAGAGAUUGUGUAGACUUAUACUUCAGCCUUAUAGCAGAAUUACUUACUGCAACCAUUAAGUCAUACUACGACAGCAAGGCCAAAGCUUGGGCUACUAAUGGGCAACAGACAAGAAUUGUCGCAUAUUCCGUCAUGACCACUCUUGUUGAAGUGUCCCAGGGAAGGCAUCCAGCGUCAUCCAAGUUGAUCGAUGUCAUUGUGGAAGAUCUGAUGCCAAAGAACCAAGAAUUUACAAUAAAGAGCUAUGGCAGCAGAGGAUUGUCUAAUCUCACCCUACAGAAAAAGAAGAGCAAAAAGAAAGGAUAUGCAGUCUCAACAAAGGACUCAGAGCCUUCAAACACUCCUCUUCCAGAAUAUGAAAACUUUGGUCGGGUUGUUACUGCUGCCCUGAGAUUAGCAGAAGCCUUGUUUAGAUAUGCGACACAUUCUACGCCCUUGAUGUCGAGACAGGCAUUACAGAAGAGAGUCAUAGCUGUAACAGAUCGCGUGAUGAAUGGUAGCCAAAUGCCAGUUAUCUAUUUCGGUGACACGACCCGAGCACAGCUGUUUAAAACUUUAACGUGUAUGGCAACUCACCCUGAUCCAAGGUGUCCUGUACCUUAUACUAUGAUCUUACAUCUGUUUCAAAGGGGCCUGCAUGAUCACCAUAUGUCGGUGGUUGCUGCUUGUCAAACUGGUCUCUCGUGUGUUAGCUUCAUUACUGCCAACCCACAAAUCUCCAUGCUAACACAGGUCUUCGAGCAACUACAACGAAGUACUGUUAGUUACGAUGCUGAAGAAAAAGAAAAAGAAGUCGUAGAGAAUGGUGUAAAUGGAAUGGAUUGUGAUGAACAAGAUGAGGAAGAAGAACAAGAGGAGGAGGAGGAAGAAGAAGACAAAGACAAAGAGGAACAAGCGGAGGAAGUUGAAGAAGAACAAGAAGAGGAAGUUGAGGAAGAAGAACAAGAAGAGGAAGUUGAGGAAGAAGAAGAACAAGAGGAGGAAGUUGAUGAAGAAAAUGAAGAUGCAACAGAACAAUCAGAGAACAUGGAUGAAGAACAAGAAGCAGAUGCGAGCACUGAAAUUCAAAUGGAAGACAAAGUGGUUGACGAAGAGGAAGAGGAAGAGGAAGAAGGAGAGGGAGAUGUAGAGGAAGCUUCAGGAACAGAUGGACAAGCAGAAAGCAAACAAGGAAAGAGUCCAAAGGCAAAGAAAGCAGGAAAUCGGAAAAAGUUACAGAGGUUACGAAAGAAACAAAAGGCAAAGCAAGCCAAGAAUCAGACACCAGAAUCUGAUGGCAAGUCAAAGGCAACGAAGAGAAAUGCAGCCGAGAGUGAGGAAACCACUCCGAAAAAGUCAAAGACAGACCAGAAGAAUGAUCUUGGCCUGAGUGUGGAAGAAAUGUUAGCUUCAUUUGUUGAUGCUGAUCCGGAUAAUUGACAUUACAUCUGAAUUUAUGGUUAAGGGAACAGAAAUUAAAUAACUGUAAAUCAG
Messenger RNA from Penaeus vannamei (Pacific white shrimp), 2587 nucleotides. RefSeq names its product proline-, glutamic acid- and leucine-rich protein 1. NCBI's taxonomy places the organism in Eukaryota, Metazoa, Arthropoda, Malacostraca, Decapoda, Penaeidae. The record is from RefSeq and is a predicted model, not a curated record. Gene Ontology annotation, cellular component: nucleus. Gene Ontology annotation, biological process: rRNA processing.